UUCAAUUCAAUUCAAUUCAAUUCAAUUCAAUUCAAUUUCAUCACACAACAUACACUCUCUCUCUCUCUCUCUUUCUUUCUCUCUCACAAUUAAAUUAAGCUUUAUUAAAUCACCCCCUCUCUUCAUUAUAUAAACAUGGCCUUCCUUCAAGGUCCAAACCCUCCAAUACAAACAUAAAACAUCACUUUCUUUCUUAUAUCUUCCACUUCUCCUUCAAAUCCUUAAGGUGAAAGACAGAAAGAGUAGCCGAAGAGGAAGAAAACCAAUAACUAACAAAACCAUGAGUCAGAGGAAUGGAAGGUUUCCAAAGCUUGACUUGAAGCUGAACCUAUCACCACCAAGGGUUGACCGGAGGAGGGUGGUGGAGGAGGAGGAGUUGUCGCCGGCUCGAUCGGCAACCGUGUCGCCGCCGAGUUCGUGCGUGUCAACUGAGCUGAAUAACCAAGAUGACAACGACAGUGUGAAGUGGUCAGACAGCCCUGAAGCUACGUUCAUGGUGGUGGUUGGUUGCCAACGUUGUCUCAUGUAUGUGAUGCUAUCUGUUGAUGAUCCUAAGUGUCCCAAAUGCAAGAGCACCGUUUUGCUUGAUGUUCUUCAAGACAACAACAUUGACAACAACAACACAAGGAGGAACAAGAACUAGACUAGUAUUUUAUUUUCUACCUUCUUUUGAGUACUUCUUUUGCGGCAGAAAAAUCUUUCUGUGACUCUUUUAUUUUCCUUUUACUUGUUACCUUUCACUCUGUCACUAUUUUUAGUGACAGAGUGAUAAGUACUCAAAAUAUAACAAGUCUAAGAAAGAUGAAUCGUCUUAUUACUAUUUUUUCUGCUGCUAGAAAUACUUGUUAUUAGGAUUUUAGUUCUAGUAACCUCUAUCACCUUUUUUUUUUAAACCUAUCUUCUUAUGUUAUUGCUCUUUUCUCUUGUAGGAUGAGUAUAGUGCUACUUGCGCUCCAUUUUCUUUUAACGGUUUUUCCCUCUUCUUAGAACUGAGGGCAUCACAAUUCCCCCCCCCCCCCACACAAAGAGUGGAGCGUAAAUAGCACUAUUCUAGUUAUAUAAUUAAUAUGUAAUAUUGGAAGAAAAAAAAUUGAGUAUCUUUCUGAGACUGGAUUCAGAAUUUCUGCACUGGCAGUUUUACUUGUGUUUAGGUGAAUUGGACCUUAGUUUUUUCUUGACUUCUUUUUAUGAUAGAUA
Messenger RNA from Arachis stenosperma, 1197 nucleotides. Its product is annotated as protein GL2-INTERACTING REPRESSOR 1-like. The coding region runs from base 281 to 643 and encodes 120 amino acids. The record is from RefSeq and is a predicted model, not a curated record. NCBI's taxonomy places the organism in Eukaryota, Viridiplantae, Streptophyta, Magnoliopsida, Fabales, Fabaceae. The transcript has 2 exons.